Molecule: messenger RNA, 5565 nt
Organism: Nyctereutes procyonoides (raccoon dog)
Lineage: Eukaryota; Metazoa; Chordata; Mammalia; Carnivora; Canidae
Gene: MAP3K4
Product: mitogen-activated protein kinase kinase kinase 4
Exons: 28
Coding region: 169-5052 (1627 amino acids)
Biological process (GO): protein phosphorylation; MAPK cascade
Molecular function (GO): protein kinase activity; ATP binding
Source: RefSeq, a predicted model, not a curated record
CCCGGCGCUGGCCGGUCGCCGUUUCCAAGAUGGCCGCGGCGCGAGCGGCUCCUGCGGCGGGCUAGAGGCGGAGGCGGAGCCGAGUCACUCCCGCACUCCGGGGCUCCGGUGCCCCGCGCCAGGCUGCAGCUUGCCGCCCGCCGCGGCCAUGCGAGGCCCCGUGCACGGAUGAGAGAAGCCGCCACCGCCGCCGAGCUGGUCCCCCCGCCCGCCUUCGCCGUCACGCCCGCCGCCGCCAUGGAGGAGCCGCCGCCGCCGCCGCCGCCGCCGCCGCCGGGACCCGAGCCCGAGCCCGAGCCCGAGCCCGAGCGCUGCCGGGCGGCGAGGCAAGAAUGCACAGUGGGAGAUUCAGCUUGCAAGAAUUCUGAGUCUGAUCCAGAGGAUUUUUCAGAUGAAAUCAAUACGGAGAACCUUUAUGGCACCUCUCCCCCCAGUACACCUCGGCAGAUGAAACGCAUGUCCGCCAAGCACCAGAGGAAUAACGUGGGGAAGCCUGCCAAUCGAUCUGGUUUGAAAGAAAAAAUGAAUGCACCAAACCAGCCUCCACACAAAGACACUGGAAAAACCAUGGAGAAUGUGGAAGAAUAUAGCUAUAAGCAGGAGAAGAAGAUUCGAGCUGCUCUUAGGACAACAGAGCGUGAUCAUAAGAAAAAUGUGCAGUGCUCGUUCAUGUUGGACUCAGUGGGUGGGUCUUUGCCCAAAAAAUCAAUUCCAGAUGUGGAUCUUAAUAAGCCUUACCUCAGUCUUGGCUGCAGCAAUGCUAAGCUUCCGGUAUCUGUGCCCAUGCCUAUACCCAGAACUGCACGCCAGACUUCUAGGACUGACUGUCCAGCAGAUCGCUUAAAGUUUUUUGAGACUUUACGACUUCUGCUAAAGCUUACCUCAGUCUCAAAGAAGAAGGACAGGGAGCAAAGAGGACAGGAAAAUACAUCUGCUUUCUGGUUUAACCGAUCUAAUGAACUGAUCUGGUUAGAGCUACAAGCCUGGCACGCAGGACGGACCAUUAAUGACCAGGACCUCUUUUUAUAUACAGCCCGUCAAGCCAUCCCUGAUAUUAUUAAUGAAAUCCUUACUUUCAAAGUUAAUUAUGGGAGCUUUGCCUUUGUUAGAAAUGGAGCUAGUUUUAAUGGUACUUCAGUAGAAGGGCAGCGCAGAGCCCCUCCUGGAACAAAAAUUGUGGGUUACUCAACAUAUCAUGAGCAUCUCCAACGCCAGAGGGUGUCAUUUGAGCAGGUAAAGCGGAUAAUGGAGCUGCUGGAGUACAUGGAAGCACUUUAUCCAUCAUUGCAGGCUCUUCAAAAGGAUUAUGAAAAAUAUGCUGCAAAAGACUUCCAGGACAGGGUGCAGGCACUCUGUUUGUGGUUAAACAUCACAAAGGACUUAAAUCAGAAGUUAAGGAUUAUGGGCACUGUUUUGGGCAUCAAGAAUUUAUCAGACAUUGGCUGGCCAGUGUUUGAAAUCCCUUCUCCUCGAUCGUCCAAAGGCAAUGAGCCAGAAGAUGAGGGUGAUGACACAGAAGGGGACUUGAAAGAGCUGGAAAGUAGUACGGAUGAGAGUGAAGAAGAACAACUCUCAGGUCCAAGGGCACCAGAGCCCACACAGCCCAUUGACACCAAUUUCAGCAUCCAUUCACAGGACUGUGUACUGAAGAAGCUUGAGAGGCUUGAGUCUGAGGAUGAUUCUUUUGGCUGGGGAGCACCAGACUGCAGCACAGAGGCAGGCUUUAGUAGACAUUGUCUGACUUCUAUUUAUAGGCCAUUUGUAGACAAAGCCCUGAAGCAAAUGGGGUUAAGAAAGUUAAUUUUAAGACUUCACAAGCUGAUGGACGGUUCCUUGCAAAGGGCACGUAUAGCACUGGUAAAGAGUGACCAUCCAGUGGAGGACCCAGUCAAGGACACCACUUUGCACUUAGUCAUGUCUUCUCGGUCUCCUCUGUUUUCCGAAUUUCCAGACCCCAUGUGGGGUUCCGAUUAUGUGCAGUUAUCCAGGACACCACCUUCCUCGGAGCAGAAGGGCAGCACUGUGUCGUGGGACGAGCUAAAGUCCAUGGACUUACCCUCCUUCGAACCUGCCUUCCUGGUGCUCUGUCGAGUCCUUCUGAAUGUGAUACAUGAGUGUCUGAAGUUAAGACUGGAGCAGAGGCCUGCUGGAGAACCAUCUCUCUUAAGUAUUAAGCAGCUGGUGAGGGAAUGUAAAGAGGUGCUAAAGGGCGGCCUUCUGAUGAAGCAGUACUACCAGUUCAUGCUGCAUGAGGUGCUGGCCGACCUGCAGAAGACCGACUGCAACAUCGACGCCUUUGAGGAGGACCUGCACAAAAUGCUGAUGGUGUAUUUUGAUUACAUGAGAAGCUGGAUCCAAAUGCUGCAGCAGUUACCUCAAGCAUCCCAUAGUCUAAAAAACCUGUUAGAAGAAGAGUGGAAUUUCACCAAAGAAAUAACCCAUUAUAUCCGGGGAGGAGAAGCCCAGGCUGGAAAACUUUUCUGUGACAUUGCAGGGAUGCUGCUGAAGUCAACAGGGAGUUUUUUAGAGUUCGGCUUGCAGGAGAGCUGUGCAGAGUUCUGGACCAGUGCUGAUGACUCCAAUGCCUCAGACGAAAUAAGGAGAUCCGUUAUAGAGAUCAGUCGAGCUCUGAAGGAGCUUUUUCACGAAGCUAGAGAAAGAGCCUCCAAGGCGCUUGGAUUUGCUAAAAUGUUGAGAAAGGACCUGGAAAUAGCAGCAGAGUUCAUACUUUCAGCCCCCAUUAGAGACCUUCUGGAUGUUCUGAAAUCAAAGCAGUAUGUUAAGGUACAGAUUCCUGGCUUAGAAAACUUGCAAGUGUUUGUUCCAGACACUCUUGCUGAGGAGAAGAACAUUAUUUUGCAGUUACUCAAUGCAGCCGCAGGAAAAGAUUGUUCGAAAGAGUCAGAUGAUGUACUGAUUGAUGCCUAUCUGUUGCUAACCAAGCAGAGUGAUCGCACUCGGGAUUCAGAGGAUAGUUGGGCCUCAUGGGAAGCACGACCUGUCAAAAUUGUGCCUCAGGUCGAGACCGUCGACACCCUGAGAAGCAUGCAGGUGGAUAAUCUUUUACUAGUUGUCAUGCAGUCUGCACAUCUCACCAUCCAGAGAAAAGCUUUCCAGCAGUCCAUCGAAGGACUCAUGACUCUCCGCCAGGAGCAGACGUCCAGUCAGCCGGUCAUUGCCAGAGCUUUACAGCAGUUAAAAAAUGAUGCACUAGAGCUUUGCAACAGAAUAAGCGAUGCCAUUGACCGAGUGGACCACAUGUUCACUUCAGAAUUUGAUGCGGAAGUUGAUGAAUCAGAGUCUGUCACAUUGCAACAGUACUACCGAGAGGCAAUGAUUCAGGGCUACAACUUUGGGUUCGAGUAUCAUAAAGAAGUUGUUCGUUUGAUGUCUGGAGAAUUUAGACAGAAGAUAGGAGACAAAUAUAUAAGCUUUGCCCGGAAAUGGAUGAACUAUGUCCUAACUAAAUGUGAGAGUGGUCGAGGUACAAGACCCAGGUGGGCAACGCAAGGUUUUGACUUUCUACAAGCCAUUGAACCUGCCUUUAUUUCAGCUUUGCCAGAAGAUGACUUCUUGAGUCUUCAAGCCUUGAUGAAUGAGUGCAUUGGCCAUGUGAUAGGAAAGCCACACAGUCCUGUUACAGGUUUGUACCUUGCUAUUCAUCGGAACAGUCCCCGCCCUGUGAAGGUACCACGAUGCCAUAGUGACCCUCCCAACCCACAUCUAAUUAUCCCGACUCCAGAGGGAUUCAGCACUCGGAGCGUGCCUUCAGACGCACGGAGCCACGGCAGCCCUGCUGCUGCUCCUGUCCCUGCUGCUGCUGCCACCGCCGGUCGCCCCGGCCCCGCAGGCAGUGACUCUGCACCACCCAAACCCAUCAGCAGUGCCCAUGAUACCAGGGGUUCCAGUGUCCCUGAGAAUGACCGGUUGGCUUCUAUAGCCGCCGAGUUACAGUUUCGGUCCUUGAGCCGCCACUCAAGCCCCACGGAGGAGCGCGACGAACCAGCGUAUCCAAAAGGUGAUUCAAGUGGGUCAGCUCGAAGAAGUUGGGAACUUCGGACACUUAUCAGCCAGACUAAGGACAGUGCUUCCAAACAAGGACCCAUAGAAGCUAUCCAGAAAUCAGUCCGACUGUUUGAAGAAAAGAGGUAUCGAGAAAUGAGGAGAAAGAAUAUCAUUGGUCAAGUUUGUGAUACCCCUAAAUCAUAUGAUAACGUUAUGCAUGUAGGCUUGAGGAAGGUGACCUUCAAGUGGCAAAGAGGAAACAAAAUUGGGGAGGGGCAGUAUGGGAAGGUCUACACCUGUAUCAGUGUCGACACUGGCGAAUUGAUGGCUAUGAAGGAGAUCCGAUUUCAACCUAAUGACCAUAAAACUAUCAAGGAAACUGCAGACGAAUUGAAAAUCUUUGAGGGCAUCAAACACCCCAAUCUGGUUCGGUAUUUUGGUGUGGAGCUUCAUAGAGAAGAAAUGUACAUCUUCAUGGAAUACUGUGACGAGGGGACAUUAGAAGAGGUGUCAAGGCUGGGACUUCAGGAGCAUGUCAUUAGGCUGUAUUCAAAGCAGAUCACCAUCGCAAUCAAUGUCCUCCAUGAGCAUGGCAUCGUUCACCGUGACAUCAAAGGUGCCAAUAUCUUCCUAACCUCCUCUGGACUCAUCAAGCUGGGGGAUUUUGGAUGCUCAGUAAAGCUUAAAAACAACGCACAGACCAUGCCGGGAGAAGUGAAUAGCACACUGGGGACAGCAGCAUACAUGGCUCCAGAAGUCAUCACUCGUGCAAAAGGAGAAGGCCAUGGGCGUGCCGCUGAUAUCUGGAGUCUGGGCUGUGUCGUUAUAGAGAUGGUGACCGGCAAGAGGCCUUGGCAUGAAUAUGAACACAACUUUCAGAUUAUGUAUAAAGUGGGAAUGGGGCACAAGCCACCCAUCCCUGAGAGACUAAGCCCGGAAGGAAAGGACUUCCUUUCUCACUGCCUUGAAAGUGAGCCCAGGAUGAGGUGGACGGCCAGCCAGCUCCUCGACCAUUCCUUCGUCAAGGUCUGCACAGAUGAAGAAUGAAGCUAAUCGGUCUGCGGCCUGGUAGUGUGUGUGCUCGGAGAAUUCUCUUAAUCACUACUGUAUGUAAUAUUUACAUAAAGACUGUGCUGAGAAGCAGUAUAAGCCUUUUUAACCUUCCAAGACUGAAGACUGCACAGGUGACAAGCGUCACUUCUCCUGCUGCUCCUGUUUGUUUGACGUGGCACGGGGCCCUCUGAGUGACGGUGUCCACGAGGUAAAGAAGCUGCAUGUUAAGUGCCAUUACUACUGUACACGGACCAUCACCUCUGUCACCUGUUUCUCGUGUGCUGACAUCAGUGUAGUGUUUUGACCUUCCUGGGUUCAAAAGCAGUUGUAGUGUUAUCAGGUGUCCUGGGCCUUGUUAAACUCUUGUUUGUCGAGUGCACUGACUGUGAAAUCUUACCUUUUGUUGUUGUUGGCAAGCCACAGGUUUGUUAUGCAAAGGCUGAUUAAUGAAAUUUAAGAAAAAGGUUCUUUUUUCAAUAAAUGGUUUAUUUUAGGAAAGCUCAGUUA